AUACCUGAAGAAAGUGAAUUAUUGUUUGAAUCAACAGUCGAUAGAAAUUUACCUGAUUUAUCUGAAAAUAAUUCUGAAGUCCGUUCAAUUAAAAGGCGUAAACUUUUGACUUUGACUAAUGCUAUACACACAAGCGUUCAG
This is a messenger RNA of Racocetra fulgida, 141 nucleotides long. The record is from the annotation of a GenBank genome assembly. NCBI's taxonomy places the organism in Eukaryota, Fungi, Glomeromycota, Glomeromycetes, Diversisporales, Gigasporaceae.